UUCCGUCAAUAGAGGAAGAACCAGGAGGCUUGUGUGCAUGUAGAGAAUGAUCGAUGCUGAGAAUCUGUCUUUAUGCAAAAACAUACUUUAUUAUUUGUAUAAACUUUAGGUAAAGUGCCUGCAAGGUUCAUUUUACGUUGACUAAACUAAACGCUGGAUACGUCAGAAGGUUGAGCGCGGGAAGCCAGAGAAUCUGUGCGCGCGGACAUGUACCGAGGCCGGCCUCCGCCGCGAGGAGGCUACCCGCCGCCUUUUGAAGGCCGAGGACCGAGGCCGCACCCGGCACCGGGCUACAGAGAGGACCGGAGCAGGCCCAGGCCUCCGUAUCACCCCGGCUACCACGACCACGGUCCCCCGCCGGACCCGUACCGCCGCUCCCCGCCGCGCCGGAGGUACCCUUCCCCCGGGUCUGGAAGCCACAGAGGCGGGGAGUUCUGGGCCGGAGGUCCGCCGAGAGAGAGGUCUCCAUCACCCCGGGGUUUGGCUCCCAUCGACCACAACCUUGUCAUCACCGUUGGCAACGAGCUGACUGGUCCGUCUGGCUCCGCCCCCCCACGCCACCAUGACAGAGACUACCCUCCUCGGCCCGAGUACGAGAGGAGCCGGAGCCGUGGCCGGAGCCGGCCUCAGAGCCGGAGUCCGGACCGGAGCCGAGCCAAGAGCCUGGGCCGCAGCAAGAGUCUGGUGAGGAGCAAGAGCCGGCACCGCAGCCAGAGCCGCAGUCCGGACCGGAGCCGGGCCAAGAGCCGUGGGCGAAGCAAGAGCCGAAGUCCGGACCGCAGCCGGGCCAAAAGCCGUGGGCGAAGCAAGAGCCGAAGUCCGGACCGGAGCCGGGCCAAGAGCCGGGGCCGGAGCAAGAGUCGAAGUCCGGACCGGAGCCGGGCUAAGAGCCGGGGCAGAAGCAAGAGCCGCCCUCGCAGCAGGUCCAGGUCCAGGUCCAGGUCCAGGGGGCGGAGCUACAGCCGGGCGGCGAGCCGCGGGCGCAGUAAGAGCCGCCCGAGGAGCCGCAGCUCCAGCAGCAGCUCGACCUCCAGCAGCGGGAACGAGAGCGACCACGAGAACCCCCCGAAGGAGUUCAGGGAGCUGCAGAGCGCUCGGCGCCGCAAGGAGCUGGAGGAGAUGCUGAGCCAGCCCACCAAGUCCAUCCUGAAGAGACGCCCACGAGGCCGAGGACUCGCCCUCGCUCAGGGUACGAAGACGCACGCACAACAUGGCGUUCACGCCCAAAACAGAUUCUCCCAAAGGGGGCACUGGAACAGCUGUGAUUCUCCCCGAGGUCCAGACGGCGCCGGUCUGUCCCGCGUGGCGGAGCAGCUGCUCCAGGCGGUGAAGGGCAUGGAGCCGCACGCCGUGGCGACCAUGCUGUCCGAGCUGCGUGCCGACCCGCAGAUGGCUCACCGGGCCGGCCUGGACGCCGAGAUCAAAGAGAUCCUCCACCUGCUGGGGGGCCCUACGGGCGCCACGGCAACGGAGAGGCCCGCCGACGACAUCGACGACGAGGAGAAGUUCCUCUACGGAGACGCGGACGAGCCCAAAGCGGCGCCGGCGCCCGAGCCGGUCCGGCUGGAUCUGUACGGAGACGUCACGGAAGACGCGCUCUACGCUGACUACACGCCGCCGAUGUACGGGCUGCCGCCGGGCGCCACGCCACACCUGCAGGCCCCGCCCACCAGGACAGAGGUGGAUGUCCGGUACGCGGGCCACCCCCCCGCCAGCCCGGACCAGAGCCUGGCGUUGCCGGCGGCGACCGUCUGCGUCCCUCCCGGCACGGAGCCGCUGGCGCCCGGCGAGCGCCAGGCGCUGGAGGAGUACGAGAAGAUCCAGGACCUGCUGAAGACCAUCGGCCUGGACCUGGGCGUCAGCGAGAUCAGCAAGAUGGCUGCCCGGACCAAAGAGCGUCUCCACGGCAACAAGCCGCCGCCCAAGACGCCCACGCGGCGCCGGCGCUACUCGUCCGGCAGCUCUGACGGCGUGCGGCGCCGCAAGAGGCGGAGCCACAGCGGCAGCUCCAGCAGCAGCAGCAGCAGCCGCAGCCAUAGCUGGAGCAGCGAGGACGGCCCCGCGGGCGGGCGCCGCACCAAGACCUCGGCGCCGCCGAAAUCUCACCAAGACGCAAACAGCGAGCAGAGCGCCGCCGUGGCUCCACAGCCGCCACACCAAGAGCCGCUGGCACAAACCCCAGACGCCAACAUGCUGCCCCCGCACCCCGGCGUGCCCAUCCCCACCUACCCCCCCUCACAGGGUCACCCGGGCAUUCUGGCGCCCAGUUUCCCCCCGCCGGGGUACGGGCAGUACGGGAACUACCUGCCCUACAUGCACCAGCAGUGGCCGCCCAUGUACCCGCCCCCCAGCAUAGCCCUGCCCCCCCACAGCCCCGAGGAAUUCCCCCCCGCUCUGCCCUACAAACACCCGUACAACAAGACGGCCAGCGCCGAGCCCAGCGCCAAAGGUUUGGGGAAGACGUUUGCUCCGGAUGGCGAGAAGGGGAAGACGAGCAGCGGCCAUGACAGGAGAGUUUCUGAGGAGCAGAACAAUGAGAGCCAGAAACAAAAGGUUCUGGAGGAGAGAGAGAAGCUGAGGCAGGAGAGAGACGUCCGCAUGAAGAAGAAGGAAUAUCUGAUGAAGGAGCUGGAGAGACUCCGCAAGCAGCAAGGCGAGCUGCUGAGGAAGAAACGGCGAGAGAAGGACGGCCACAAAGACCCGCUGCUGGCGGAGAUCGGCCGGCUGCAGGAGGACGUCAUGGGGCAGAUCUCCAGCCUGCGGCGGGAACACGAGGCGGCCGAGAAGAGCCGCAACGAGAUCGAGAAGAUCGCGCUCAUCCUCGGCCUGCUCCCGUCCGACCGGCCGCGCAGGGCCGCCAAACCCUCCGAGGAACCGGAGGACGAGCUGGCGCCGCCAGAGAAGAAGAAACGCGAGGCGGUGGCGGUGGCCGCCACGGCGAGGAGUCCCGAUGGACGCACGGCCGCCGCGGGCUGCUCCACUGUGAAGGCAUCAUCAUCGUCAUCGUCUUCGUCUUUGGUGGCAGCGGCGCUGUCUUCGGCGAGAGCGUGCCCGGACAAACCGCCCGCCGACACCCCCGCUCAUGCUCCGCCCCCGGAGCCGUUUGAAUACUAUGACGCUGGAAAUCACUGGUGCAAAAGCUGUAACGUCACCUCUGGUUCCAUGUUUGAUUUUUUCACGCACUUGCACAGCAAAACGCACCGAAAGACUCUGGACCCGUACGACCGGCCCUGGGCUUCCUGUCUGUCUAAAGCCGGCAAGAGCCUUCUGUCGGAGGAGAAGCUGACCAAACCGGCCAAAGGUUCGGAGUUCUUGCUGCCCGUCAGAGGAUUCUUCUGCCUGCUCUGCAAACAGUUUUACGGAGACGCCAUCUGUGCAGAAGAGCACGUCACAACGCACGCUCACAACGAGAAGUACAAGAAACAAAUGUACGAGAAUCCUCUGUACGAGCAGAGGAGGAACCUGGACCGCCAGGCCGGACUGGCCUCCGAGACCAGCGGCAAGAAACGCAAACACGAAGAGGAAGAGAAGGGCAGCAAGGACCGGGAGGACAAGUCCAAACACAAGAAGGAGAAAAGGGAUAAAAAGAAGGACGAGGGGAACAACGACGCUGCUGUUCUGAAAGAGGAGAAAGUUAAGAAGGAAGCAGAGGAGGAGAAGCCGAGCAAGAAAGCUGAGGAUUUUAGAAAAUCCAAAAGCCUGGAAGAGGAGAGGCCUGCUUACAGCAAGAAAGACGAAGAAGACAAGUAUAAAAGCAGCAAGAAGGACGAUAAAUACCGCUACGGCCGAGAGGAGGAGGAGAGGGGUAAAUACAGAGGAAGAGAGGACGACGACGACAGGUAUAAAGCAGCAGUCUACAGAAGAGACGAAGAGUAUCGGUUCCGCUUUCGCCGGGACGAUGACGACCGAUACGACGAGCGUGCCAAAUACGGGCCGCGAGAAGACGAGUUUAAACACGGUAAAUAUUCAGAUUCGAGAUCCAAAUACGAGCGAGAUCGAGACGAAGGGAAACUCAAGGCGGAGAAGCAACCUUUGAAGAAGCCGGAGGCUGGAAAACCAGCAGGGAAACCGGACGUCGGCAGACCAGAGCCUCUGCCGAAGCCCUACGAACAGCCCAAAAUCUUCUCCGGGCCCAGUCCGGCCAUGAGGGCGAAGCUACGCAAGCAGAGCCAGGAAGCCGGCAAACCGGCAGCCGCGACAACGCCCGCGGCCGCCACGGCAGCCGCCGCUACCCCUACGUUCGGGAAGUUCACGUGGAAGAAGAAGGAGAACGUUCUGGCAAAGGAGGCGGAGAAAGUGGCCGCGGAGUUCAUCAAGGAUGACGAAGAGGCCGCGAAGCAGAGACUGCUCUUACCGGAGGAUUCCUUCGCUAAAUCUAUGGCGGUCGCUAAAGAGAUCGCCCAGAAGCUCGGCGGCCAGCAGCCCGUGCCGCCUCCCUGGGUGUCCAACGGCGCCAACCGGGGACGGAUCCGCCCGAACCUGCCUGGACCGGCAGCAUUCAUGAGGAAGACCGCCAUGUUGGGUAAACCUGCUCCUCUGAAUACCUUCCUCUCCAUCAGACCCCAAAACACCGGCUUAAUCGGACCUGUUCCCCAAGAUCCACCACCAAUCUCUGAUGGUCUCGCAAAGGCUCUAAGUGCUCAGAACGCCCUGCUGGAGAAUAAACCGAAGCCACCGAUUGGUCCACCUGGGACAUCUGAGGCUAUGCCUCCGCCAACUGUGCCAAAACCUGCACCGUUCGAGGCUAAAUCUCCACCGUCUGUGACGAAACCUGCGCCGUCUGAAACCAAACCCCCGGCAGCUGUGUCGGGACCUGCACCGUUCAAGGCCAAACCCCCACCGUCGGUGUCGGGACCUGCGCCUUUUGCGGCUAAACCUCCGGCGCCAGUUUGUAACCCGGCACCACCGGUUUUCAAACCAGUCGAGGCAAAGCCUGCUUCGUUGGAGACUACCCAUUCGCCAUCGAUUGCUAAACCGGGACAACAAAAAAUGGUGAAGAUUGUGUCUGAUGUGGCGGCUCCCGGCGUACCGGAGAGCGAGCAGACUCGCACCGUGUUCGUCAAGCCUCCGCCGUUCAUGAAUAGGGGGGACGGAGCUCAGAAGUCUGAGAAACAUAAGACUAACCUGGCUGCAGCCAAAGCCCAGGACUUGUUCGACAUCUUCUACAGCAGCCUGGGCCAAUCGGGCGCUUCCUCCAUCACCAAACCAGCAACAGACGCUAAAGCUGAAGGGAGCAGCGCCAAUAAAAGGCAACUGCCUGUCCCGGAAGCACCAAAACCUCAACCUCCUUCCCAGCCCCAACUUCCUUCCCAGCCCCAACCUCAACCUCCUUCCCAGCCCCAACCGCAAACUGCGGUCUGUAAAUCUCCGCAACCAGACUCGCCAAGUCGGCAAACUCAGCCCGAGUCAGACAUUCAGAUUGCAUCCGUUUGGUCCUUGCAGCCCACCGAAACUUCAGCCCCCGAUGUCGCUCCAUCUGAAGCGCAACCAAAACUGAAUCCAACAGCCCAGUUUCAGGCUGAUAUUUUACCCCAAACCCCAUCUUCGACUCCUAAAUCUGAGUCCCAAAUUACUCUGGCCCAGAGUGUACCCCAAAACGAGCCCCCAACUCCUAAAUCUGAGUCCCAAAUUACUCUGGCCCAGAGUGUACCCCAAAACGAGCCCCCAACUCCUAAAUCUGAGUCCCAAAUUACUCUGGCCCAGAGUGUACCCCGAAACGAGCCCCCCACUCCUAAAUCUGAGUCCCAAAUUACUCUGGCCCAGAGUCUACCCCGAAACGAGCCCCCCACUCCUAAAUCUGAGUCCCAAAUUACUCUGGCCCAGAGUCUACCCCGAAACGAGCCCCCCACUCCUAAAUCGGAGUCCCAGAUCGCUGCACCCACACAGUUUGAGGUCCACAGUGUACCUCAAAACCAGUCCCUAAAUCCUAAAUCUGAGCCCCAAAUUGCUCUGGCUCAAAGUUUACCCCAAAACCAGCCUUCACCUCCUAAAUCUGAGUCCCAAAUCGCCCCAGGAACCAAUCCUGCCGAGCCGGAACCUUCCCCUAAAGCUCAUUCCCAGCCCGAACUCGCCCCUCAGAUCAAAACAGAACUCCAACCGGACCAGGACGCCCACGGCCAACGAGAGACAACUCCUGACACCGCACAUCCAGAACCUGAGCCCAAACCGAGCCCCAAAACUCGAGGCAAGGCAGCUACCGGGAAGAGAACCCCUCCCGCUGCCCGCCCGGUCCGACAAACCAGAUCCCAGACCAGAUACCAGACCCGGCAGCAGCAUCAGGAUAGCCUCUCAGAGACUGAGACUGAAACCAAACCAGAAGCCACUCUGGCUUUGGGAGAUUCUGACUCGGACGGUGUGUCCAGGCCCUUUGGGUCGGACGCCGGCUCUGGGUUAGAGGAGCCCCCCCUGAUGGAGAUCACCCCCGAGACGCUGGGCCUCCCCUCGGACAUGACCUCUCUGGACUUUGAUUACGAUUUUAACUUUGAGUAAAUCUGACCGGACUGCGACACGGAGUCUCUUUUUGAAAACAAGCAGUCUUCGAAUCGGUGGUUUUCUGGACUCGAAGGCAGCUGGCGAGAAAGACGCUGACGGACUCGAGACUUUAAAAGAACCAACAACACGGACCUUCACCAGUUUAAAACGUUUAGAGAAACCUUCUCCAGAGACCGAUGUUUGAGAUGGAUAUCGGUUUCAGUCUCUUUAUUCUUAUCGUCGCAUACAGGUUCUUACCAGAACAGACAGCGACUUUAUAUGCUCACACACACACACACACACACACACACACACACACACACACACAAACACACACAGAGGCACA
Molecule: messenger RNA, 6817 nt
Organism: Perca fluviatilis (European perch)
Lineage: Eukaryota; Metazoa; Chordata; Actinopteri; Perciformes; Percidae
Gene: znf318
Product: zinc finger protein 318
Exons: 17
Coding region: 208-6489 (2093 amino acids)
Biological process (GO): negative regulation of DNA-templated transcription; positive regulation of DNA-templated transcription
Cellular component (GO): nucleoplasm
Molecular function (GO): nucleic acid binding; zinc ion binding
Source: RefSeq, a predicted model, not a curated record